CAAAUCCAGUUUAUUACCGUUAGAAUUUCCUUUCAGGUAAAUGCUGCAAGAAGAAAAUGUCCUGAAGGGUUUUGGAAGGAAGGAGCAAUCACACAAGCACUAAUGAAAAAUUAUACUAAAAUGUUGCCUGAAAUUGAAGACGCAGUACAAGUAGACAUUGAAAUACAUGUACAGGACGUGUCAGCACUAAAUGAGAUCACAGCAGACUUCGAUGUUGAUAUUUUAUACACACAAUUAUGGACUGAUAAAGCACUAAGUUUUAUAAAUUAUAAUGCUUGCAAACGAAAUAUAACAAUGGAAUCAAGGUAUAUAUCACAAAUUUGGACACCAAAUACGUGCAUAAUAAAUUCAAAACGAACAAUCAUACAUUCUUCACCUACUGAUAACAUUAUGUUCAUUUUAUAUGAAAAUGGUACUGUUUGGAUCAACUAUCGAAUGUCCGUAAAAGCGCCUUGUGACCUCGACUUACGGAUUUUUCCGUUUGACACUCAAUCCUGUAUUCUAAUAUUCGAAUCAUAUUCACAUAAUAAAGAUGAAGUAGCACUAAGAUGGAUGGAUGAAGCUGUCACUUUAAUGAAACCAAUUCAACUGCCAGAUUUUGAUUUAGUUUGUUAUGAAACGAAAAAUGAAACUAUGUUCUAUCCGAAUGGCUAUUGGGAUCAGCUUCAGGUAUUCUGCUAUUGA
Molecule: messenger RNA, 684 nt
Organism: Thelazia callipaeda (thelaziosis nematode)
Lineage: Eukaryota; Metazoa; Nematoda; Chromadorea; Rhabditida; Thelaziidae
Source: the annotation of a GenBank genome assembly